Molecule: messenger RNA, 1124 nt
Organism: Trifolium pratense (red clover)
Lineage: Eukaryota; Viridiplantae; Streptophyta; Magnoliopsida; Fabales; Fabaceae
Product: transcription factor SRM1
Exons: 2
Coding region: 131-856 (241 amino acids)
Molecular function (GO): DNA binding
Source: RefSeq, a predicted model, not a curated record
AAAUAUUAAACGCGUUAUUCAUAUAAUCUCUCACCAAACAAACGCAUAAGCAAAAAAAAAUUCCUAGAAAGCGCUUAUCUCUCUCAAAACACCUCACCUUUUGAAUUCAACUAAGAAAACGACAACAAAGAUGUAUCAGAAGACAAUUCCCAUGGCUACUGCCACCGCCGCCACAACGCGGUGGCCGACUCAGCCAACUCAGUGGACUCGUGAAGAUGACAAGCUUUUCGAGAGAGCUCUUUUGAUGGUACCGGAAGAUUUACCUAACCGGUGGGAAAAGAUCGCUGAACAAGUUCCCGGUAAGUCUGUGGCGGAAGUUAGGGAUCACUAUGAGGAUUUGGUACAUGAUGUGUUGGAAAUUGAAUUAGGUCGGGUUGAGGUUCCGAGCUAUCCUGAUGACUUGGCGGCGGUGAGUGGUGGUGGUGGCGGUGGAUUGUCUGAUUGGGAUUCUUCGAAUCAAAUAUCGUUUGGUUCAAAGAAUAGAAAUAGUGAUAACGAGAGGAAGAAGGGAACACCGUGGACUGAAGAAGAACACAGGCUGUUUCUUGUUGGGCUUACCACAUAUGGCAAAGGAGAUUGGAGAAGUAUUUCAAGAAAUGUUGUCGUGACAAGAACACCGACACAGGUUGCAAGUCAUGCUCAGAAGUACUUUCUUCGCCAGAGUGCAGUGAAGAAAGAGAGGAAAAGAUCAAGCAUUCACGACAUUACAUCGGUAGACACUAAUAAAGCUCCGAUGCCUAUUGAUCAGAACUGGGUUCCUCCUCCCGGUGGUCAGCCUCAACAAAAUCAUCAUUACCCCUCGAACAAUUUGCAUGAUCAAAUGGGUUCAUUUGGGUAUUCAAACUAUGGAUUUUAAAUGCAAAGAAUGGUAGAAGGAGUGUGUUUUUGUAUAUAAAUGCAUUAGAUUUUAAGUUAUCGGUUUUUAUUUGUGGAGUUUAUGGUGUUGGUAGUUGACAGUCACUAGGAGUAUGUUGAUAAUUGAAUUAUUAGUGGUUUUAGUUACUUAAAACAAAUAGGGAACUUUUAGGAAUGAAUUUUACAGGAAUUGAAAAUUCUUUAUCUGUCCAAUUCAAUCAUAACUGCUUUGUAAUUCUUUAUCUUUUUUAUUUGUAUAUGUUUUAACU